AUGGAGGAGCGCUGGGGCUUUCUAGCUCCUUGGUGCGGAGUCCUUCAACUGAGCUACGACGACGGCGACGCGUACGAGUCCUGGACGCCCCACCUCGAGGUUCACUUCCCAACGAGCGCGAACCAUGACGAGCCGGCGUACCAGCGCGAGAUCGCUCAUAUCCGAGAGGCGUUGGGCCUUCUGGCAGCCGUCGCCCAUUAUUUGCUGAACAGCCACUGCCACGUCAAUUGGUGGAGAAGAAGCGGAGAGGAAUCCUUGCCGCAGUAUUUACCUGGUCACUUCGUGUUCCUGCUGGAAGAAAAGGCGGGGAGCGAUAUGGUCACGCUCUUGGGGCCUGGCCAGCCAUGUGAAGCGUAUGCUGAGGCCAUGGGGCAAAUUACAGCUUAUUGCGAGUACUUAAAGCCGGACGAGCCUGGAAUCGAGAUUACAGUUUCUGUUAAGGUGGGGUACAUCGUCGGAGACAGAGUGCUGUUUCCUUCGACUGCUUAUGAACAGGUACUGCAGCGAGGACUGGAAGAUAUUCAACGCGCAGAGAGGGAUAUUUGUGAGAGCUGGGAGCACUACACUCAAGCUCCAGGUUACGACAGGGUGGCUCCUGGUGUGCUGAGAUGCACCUUUGUGAUGGAGCCGAUGGCGGCAAACAUUCAAGACGUUAGCAAUGUUGUCCAAGCCACUCGAACGACGGAGUGGCUCCUACAGAACGGAAUCUGGUUCUCGCUGCUGUCGCUAAAUACUGCGAUUUGCCACAAAUAUGGUGCAAGAGAGGCUCUCGCGUCCUUCCGCAGGUUGAUGAUGGCUGUGUUUCAUGGAACGGGGCGAGUUCCGGCUGCAGCAAAUGCUGGGUACCUACUGAAAAGCGACGAAGCAAGCCAUUCGCAGCUGGGAAAGACGCAUACGACGCGCAGGACUGAGGUGAUUUUUUCGGCAUUGGUGCGGAAUCAGACUACGCAGAGGCUGAUACUGUGGAUGAAUACGCAGUUUUGGUGGAAAUGGGUUGCCUACGGGUGCUUUUCGAAGCGAGCUCGAGCACACUCGUCGCUUCAGUCGCUGGAAAUUAAUGGUAUCAACAGCUGUUUUGUGGUGCGCACAUUCCGUGACAACGGCGAGAGCGCGGUUGUGUGUGUCAUGGUACCUGGAUUUGGUACUUGCGUGACUCGGCGCUCCAUUAAACGAUCCCCUCUUGCCUUGACGGUGCUAGCGCUCAGAUUGACUGAAGAGGCAGUCGAGGAUGGCUUCUUACGUUUCCUAGCGGCGAUUGGUUCGUCGCUUUUGGUCUUGGCUAUCGAGAAUCCCGGACAAACAACGGAUGUCAGUGUGGUCAUGCGAUGCUGCCCGAAUCUGCACAAGUUGAACCUCAAACGGGGCGCGGUGGAGAUGCAGCUACACUUUUGCCAGUAUCGGGCUCGAAAUCUGCCGCUUCCUACGAUGCCGCAGUUUUGGGGAAAUGUCGAAACACUCGCAGCAACUCUGAGAGACUUGGACAACCCUCUUACGAAGUACGUCCGGCGUUUGAAGAUCGAUCUAACCGCGCGUGAUGAGAGUCGUCGUAUUCUCUAUUCCGGCCAACAGGUUAUUCGUUUUCUGGACGCACUGCUACUCCUUGUCGAUACGAAUGAGUUCAUUCAGUACUUUGAAGUGAAGGUGCCGUCGGAGCACCGAAACUACCGAGAGCGAUUUUGGAGUUGCAACAACACGCUGAUCAACCUGGGGCUCGGCACGGAAAUAAAUGUCGCGUUUCUCAGUGUGGUGUUGGAUCAGCGACCCUUUCUCGAGGCUAGCAGCUACAAGAGGAAGGAGCACUUCAAGCUCGGAUACCGAUGCUCGAGAUGGAAUCUGGAUCAACACAUCUUGUCACGAAGUUUUGCUUAUGCAGCCAGCCUCGCCCCUCGUCAAGUCUUCUGUUUCUGGCAGACGUAA
Messenger RNA from Phytophthora sojae, 1917 nucleotides. RefSeq lists its product as hypothetical. NCBI's taxonomy places the organism in Eukaryota, Oomycota, Peronosporomycetes, Peronosporales, Peronosporaceae. The coding region runs from base 1 to 1917 and encodes 638 amino acids. The record is from RefSeq and is a predicted model, not a curated record. The transcript has 7 exons.